AUGGCAAUCCAAACUGUGGGUGUGGUCGGCACGGGUGUCAUUGGCGCCUCGUGGACGGGCCUCUUCCUUGCUCACGGGUUGCGAGUUCUGGUCUCAGACCCGGCUCCCGGGGCCGAAAAGAAGCUGCAGGACUUUCUUGAGGGCAUCUGGCCUACCUUGCAGAGCAUUGGACUGAAGCCCAACGCCUCGCUGUCCAACUACACCUUUGUCGGCGCCAGCAUGGAUGGACACUACGCAGAAGUCGACUUCAUCCAAGAGAAUGCACCCGAGCGACUGGACUUGAAGACAAAGUUGCUCGGCGAGAUUGAUGCCGCCACGAGGCCCGAAGUCGUCAUUGCCUCCUCCUCGUCGGGCAUCCCGAGCUCACAGUUCAUUUCCAAGUGCGCCAAGAACCCGGGAAGAGUCCUGAUCGGCCACCCGUUCAACCCGCCGCACCUCAUGCCGCUCGUCGAGGUCGUUCCCCACCCAAAGACGGACAAGGCCAGUGUCGAGCAGGCCAUUGCCUUUUAUCAGUCUCUCGAUCGCAAUCCCGUGCACAUUCGCCAAGAGGUCCCCGGAUUCGCCGCCAACCGCCUGCAGGCGGCCUUGUGCAACGAAGCUUACAGCUUGGUCAGCCGAGGCAUCCUCUCGGCCCAGGAUCUCGACGCGUGCGUGACCACCAGUCUUGGCCCUCGCUGGGCCGUGACUGGACCACUGUUGGCAAACGCAAUGGGCGGUGGCGGUGGAAGCGACGGUUUCAAGCAUCUCCUGGAGCAUUUGGGACCUGCGUCCCAGAGCUGGGCCCAGGAUAUGCAAAAGCAUGCUUUCCAGUGGGAUACAGCGAGCCUUGAUGCGCUGAGCUCGAGCGUUGCAGAGGAGCUCAAGCUGAAGGACAUCAAAGAUCUUGAGCGCCAGCGAGAUGAGCAGCUCGUCGAGCUUUUCCGCAUGAGGAGAUCCAAGACUGGAGGCAAGUAG
Hirsutella rhossiliensis is the source of this 954-nucleotide messenger RNA. RefSeq names its product 3-hydroxyacyl-CoA dehydrogenase, NAD binding domain-containing protein. Gene Ontology annotation, biological process: fatty acid metabolic process. NCBI's taxonomy places the organism in Eukaryota, Fungi, Ascomycota, Sordariomycetes, Hypocreales, Ophiocordycipitaceae. Gene Ontology annotation, molecular function: oxidoreductase activity, acting on the CH-OH group of donors, NAD or NADP as acceptor; NAD+ binding. The record is from RefSeq and is a predicted model, not a curated record. The transcript is spliced from 3 exons. The coding region runs from base 1 to 954 and encodes 317 amino acids.